Cavia porcellus (domestic guinea pig) is the source of this 9711-nucleotide messenger RNA. It is a transcript of the gene Pikfyve, whose product is annotated as phosphoinositide kinase, FYVE-type zinc finger containing. Gene Ontology annotation, molecular function: 1-phosphatidylinositol-5-kinase activity; metal ion binding; 1-phosphatidylinositol-3-phosphate 5-kinase activity. The transcript is spliced from 43 exons. The record is from RefSeq and is a predicted model, not a curated record. Bases 242 to 6571 code for a protein of 2109 amino acids. NCBI's taxonomy places the organism in Eukaryota, Metazoa, Chordata, Mammalia, Rodentia, Caviidae. Gene Ontology annotation, biological process: melanosome organization; neutrophil chemotaxis; intracellular signal transduction. Gene Ontology annotation, cellular component: cytoplasmic vesicle; vesicle membrane.
AGCUUCGCUUCCUGCUGCUACCGCCGGCCGCCCGAGCGUCUCGAAGCUGCGCUGCCGGCGGGCGUCCUGCGCCUGAGCGGGGUGAAGCGGUGGCCGGGGCGCAGGGAGGCCGGCGGGGCUGGGGCGGGAGGUGCAGGUACAGGAGGGGACCUGGGGUGCAGCCCGCUGAGGCCGGUAGUGGGGAGGAGGCCGGCUUGCGGCGCGCCGGGCCGGAACGGAGAGGGAAGCGGAGACUCAUGAAAUGGCCACAGAUGAUAAGACUUCCCCAACCCUGGACUCUGCUGGUGACCUGCUCCGAUCUCCCACGAGUCCUUCACAUCUCACACACUUCAAACCUUUGACUCCUGAUCAGGAUGAACCACCGUUUAAAUCAGCGUAUAGUUCUUUUGUAAAUCUUUUUCGGUUUAACAAAGAGAAAGGAGAGGGGGGCCAGGGAGAGCAGCAGCCUCAGAGUGGAAGUUGGGCCAGCCCUCAGCUUCCUGCGCGGACUCAGUCUGUGCGGUCACCUGCUCCUUAUAAGAAGCAGCUCCACGAGGAACUGCAGCGGCGUUCUUCGGUCCUAGAAAACAGUUUGCAGCAUUCCCAAGAGAACACAGAUACAAGAAGGAAAGCAGAACCUACUUUUGGAGGUCAUGACCCUCGUACAGCUGUUCAGCUUCGAAGCCUCAGCACAGUGUUAAAACGUCUCAAGGAAAUCAUGGAGGGGAAAAGCCAGGACAGUGACCUGAAGCAGUACUGGAUGCCAGAUAGCCAGUGUAAAGAGUGCUAUGACUGUAGUGAGAAAUUCACAACCUUCCGACGCAGGCACCAUUGCCGAUUAUGUGGGCAAAUCUUUUGCAGUCGUUGCUGUAAUCAAGAAAUUCCUGGAAAAUUUAUGGGCUAUACAGGGGACCUCCGAGCUUGUACAUACUGUAGAAAGAUAGCCUUAAGUUAUGCUUAUUCCACAGACAGUAACUCCAUUGGGGAAGACUUGAAUGCUCUUUCGGAUUCUGCUUGCUCCGUGUCUAUCCUUGAUCCGAGUGAACCCCGAACACCUGUUGGGAGCAGAAAAGCCAGCCGUAACAUAUUCUUAGAGGAUGAUUUAGGCUGGCAGAGUUUGAUUCAUCCAGACUCCUCCAGUUCUUCCCUCUCCACAAGACUUGUGUCUGUUCAAGAGGAUGCUGGGAAAUCUCCUGCUCGAAAUAGGUCAGCCAGUAUUACUAACCUGUCACUGGAUCGAUCUGGUUCUCCUAUGGUACCUUCAUACGAGACAUCCGUCAGUCCCCAGGCUAACCGGAUGUAUGUCAGGACAGAGACCACCGAGGACGAACGCAAAAUUCUCUUGGACAGUGUUCAGUUAAAAGACCUGUGGAAAAAAAUCUGCCAUCACAGCAGUGGGAUGGAGUUUCAGGAUCACCGCUACUGGCUGAGAACACACCCCAACUGCAUUGUGGGAAAGGACUUGGUCAACUGGCUCAUUCGCAAUGGGCACAUUGCCACAAGGGCACAAGCCAUAGCGAUCGGACAGGCAAUGGUGGAUGGACGCUGGCUGGACUGCGUCAGUCAUCACGACCAGCUCUUCAGGGAUGAGUAUGCGCUGUACAGGCCGCUGCAGAGCACAGAAUUUUCUGAGACGCCUUCUCCAGACAGUGACUCGGUGAAUUCUAUGGAAGGACACUCAGAGCCCUCCUGGUUCAAAGACAUUAAGUUUGAUGACAGUGACACAGAGCAGAUAGCUGAAGAAGGUGAUGAUAAUUUGGCUAAUUCUGCCAGUCCUAGCAAGCGCACCUCAGUCAGCAGUUUCCAGUCCACAGUGGACAGUGACUCAGCCGCUUCCAUCAGCCUGAACGUGGAGCUGGACAACGUGAACUUCCAUAUCAAGAAGCCCUCCAAGUACCCACAUGUGCCCCCUCACCCUGCUGACCAAAAAGAGUAUUUGGUUUGUGACUCUGGAGGACAACAGCUCUCCAUAAGUGACGCUUUCAUCAAAGAAUCCUUGUUUAAUCGUCGAGUAGAGGAAAAGUCCAAAGAGCUGCCUUUCACGCCUUUGGGCUGGCAUCACAACAAUCUGGAGCUCCUGCGGGAGGAGAAUGGGGAGAAGCAAGCCAUGGAGAGGCUGCUGUCAGCUAAUCAUAGUCACAUGAUGGCACUUCUUCAGCAGUUGCUCCAUAAUGACUCAUUGUCACCCUCUUGGAGGGACAUCAUUGUGUCGCUGGUCUGCCAGGUUGUUCAGACAGUCCGACCUGAUGUCAAGAACCAGGAUGAUGACAUGGAUAUCCGUCAGUUUGUCCACAUCAAAAAGAUUCCUGGUGGAAAGAAAUUUGAUUCGGUGGUUGUCAAUGGCUUUGUUUGUACGAAGAACGUUGCACAUAAAAAGAUGAAUUCUUGUAUUAAAAACCCCAAAAUUCUUCUGUUGAAGUGUUCCAUCGAGUAUCUCUACAGAGAAGAAACGAAGUUCACUUGCAUUGAUCCUAUUGUGCUUCAGGAAAGGGAAUUCCUGAAGAAUUAUGUUCAACGAAUAGUUGAUGUUCGACCCACAUUGGUUCUGGUUGAGAAAACAGUGUCUCGGAUUGCCCAGGAUAUGUUGCUGGAGCAUGGCAUCACGUUGGUCAUUAAUGUGAAGUCCCAAGUUUUAGAACGAAUCAGUCGAAUGACCCAAGGUGACUUAGUGAUGUCCAUGGACCAGCUGCUCACAAAACCACACCUGGGCACUUGUCACAAGUUUUAUAUGCAGAUAUUUCAGCUGCCAAAUGAACAAACCAAAACGCUGAUGUUUUUUGAAGGUUGUCCCCAGCACCUGGGCUGUACCAUCAAGCUCAGAGGGGGCUCUGAGUAUGAGCUGGCUCGAGUUAAGGAGAUCCUGAUAUUCAUGGUCUGCGUAGCUUACCAUUCUCAGCUAGAGAUCUCCUUCCUCAUGGAUGAGUUCGCUAUGCCGCCCAUGUUAAUGCAGAGCCCCUCGUUCCAUUCUCUGAUUGAGGAACAGGGUGAUGAGGGGACUGCACAGGAGCCGUGCAGCGGGAGCGCCCUUCCCCGGGAUCCUGGCUGCCCUCCCGAGGUACUGCCCGCUGAAGAGAGCACUGCGCUGGAGUCACGGAUUGUGUUUGAGAGGAGUGAGCAGGAAGGCAAAAGUGUCCCACAGACUGCUGCCUCUUCGAAGCUUCAGGAGUGUGCCACGGCGCCUUGCCCGGCGGGCAUCCCCUGUGCACUCUUCCAGUCAGUCCCGGAGUCAUUGCUGCCGCUCCACGUGGACCAGCAGGAUACUGUAGGCGGUGAGCAGCUGGAGGAGCCUCUGAGGCAAGCAGAAGAGCACCAGGACCCGAAGAGCCAAAUGAGAGCCUUUAGAGACCCUCUACAGGAUGACACCGGAUUGUACGUGACUGAGGAAGUCACUACCUCUGAAGAUCAGCGAAAGACUUACGCUCUGACUUUUAAACAGGAAUUGAAAGAUGUGAUCCUCUGCAUCUCCCCCGUAAUCACAUUCCGGGAGCCUUUCCUCCUGACGGAAAGGGGGAUGAGGUGCUCUACACGAGACUACUUUCCAGAGCAGAUUUACUGGUCUCCCCUCCUUAACAAAGAGUUCAGAGAAAUGGAGAGCAGGAGGAAGAAGCAGCUGCUUAGAGAUCUCUCUGGGCUUCAGGGCAUGAAUGGAAGCAUUCAGGCCAAGACUAUUCAAGUCUUACCCUCACACGAGCUAGUUAGCACGAGGAUCGCGGAGCAUUUGGGGGACAGCCAGAGCCUGGGGAGAAUGCUGGCUGAUUAUCGAGCCCGAGGCGGAAGAAUUCAGUCUAGAUAUUCUGAUCCGUUUACUCACUCAAAGGAUGCCCUGAGUACUGCAAGUGGCAGAGCGGGAAGCAGAACUGAGGCUGAUGAAGAGAGGGGGCUGAUUCCCAGCGAGGCCGUGUGGUCAGCAAAGGUGGACUGCCUGAACCCCACUAACCACCAGAGGCUGUGCGUGCUCUUCAGCAGCUCUUCCGCCCAGUCCAGCAACGCCCCCAGUGCCUGUGUCAGUCCCUGGAUUGUAACUAUGGAAUUUUAUGGAAAGAAUGAUCUCACAUUAGGAAUAUUUUUAGAAAGAUACUGUUUCAGGCCUUCUUAUCAGUGUCCUAGCAUGUUCUGCGAUACCCCCAUGGUGCACCACAUUCGUCGCUUUGUCCACGGCCAAGGCUGUGUGCAGAUAAUUCUGAAGGAGUUGGAUUCUCCAGUACCUGGAUAUCAGCAUACUAUUCUCACAUAUUCCUGGUGCAGAAUCUGCAAACAGGUAACACCUGUUGUUGCUCUUUCCAAUGAAUCUUGGUCUAUGUCAUUUGCAAAGUACCUUGAACUGAGGUUCUAUGGGCAUCAGUAUACACGGAGAGCCAAUGCUGAGCCAUGUGGUCACUCCAUCCACCAUGAUUAUCACCAGUAUUUCUCCUAUAACCAGAUGGUAGCGUCUUUCAGUUAUUCUCCCAUUCGGCUUCUUGAAGUAUGUGUUCCACUUCCCAAAAUAUUCAUUAAACGUCAGACCCCACUGAAAGUAUCCCUUCUUCAAGAUCUCAAAGAUUUCUUUCAAAAAGUUUCACAGGUAUAUUUAGCCGUUGAUGAAAGACUGGCAUCUCUGAAGACCGAUACAUUUAGCAGAACAAGAGAGGAGAAAAUGGAAGAUAUCUUUGCACAGAAAGAGAUGGAAGAAGUUGAGUUCAAGAGCUGGAUUGAAAAGAUGCAAGCAAGGCUCAUGUCGUGCUCUGUGGAUGCCCCUCAGCAACUGCAGUCCGUCUUUGAGUCACUCAUUGCCAAGAAACAAAGUCUUUGUGAAGUGCUGCAAGCUUGGAAUAACAGGUUGCAGGAACUAUUCCAGCAGGAAAAAGGCAAAAAGCGGCCUUCAGUUCCUCCAAGUCCAGGAAGAGUGAGACAAGGAGAAGAAAGCAAGAUAAGUGGAAUGGAUGCGUCACCACGAAAUGUUUCUCCAGGACUUCAAAAUGGAGAAAAAGAGGAUCGCUUUUUGACAACGCUGUCCAGCCAGAGCUCCACCAGUUCUACCCAUCUCCAGCUGCCGACCCCACCUGAAGUGAUGGCUGAGCAACCAGGAGGAGGGCCUCCUGACCUGGACACAGCCAGUGGUUCUGAAGAUGUGUUUGAUGGACAUUUGCUGGGAUCCACAGACAGCCAGGUGAAAGAAAAGUCAACCAUGAAAGCCAUCUUCGCAAAUUUGCUUCCAGGAAAUAGCUAUAAUCCUAUUCCAUUUCCUUUUGACCCAGAUAAGCACUAUUUAAUGUAUGAACACGAGCGGGUGCCCAUCGCUGUCUGUGAGAAGGAGCCCAGCUCCAUCAUUGCGUUUGCACUCAGUUGUAAGGAGUACCGAAAUGCCUUAGAAGAACUGUCUAAAGCAGCUCUGUGGAACUGUGCUGAAGAAGGCCUUCCAACCAAUAGUGCUUUAGACAACAGGCCUAAGAGUAGCAGCCCUAUUAGACUGCCUGAAGUCAGCGGAGGGCAAGCCAGCCGAGCCGCGGACUCAGAGCCGCAGCCAGCCAAAAAAGCUUCUGGAGUGUUGUCCUUCUUCAGAGGGACAGCAGGGAAAAGCCCUGACCUCUCUUCCCAGAAGAGAGAGACCUUACGUGGAGCAGAUAGUGCCUACUACCAGGUUGGGCAGACGGGUAAGGAGGGAACAGAGAGUCAAGGUAUUGAACCUCAAGAUGAAGUAGAUGGAGGAGAUUCACAAAAGAAACAGUUUGCAAAUCCUCAUGUGGAACUUCAAUUUUCUGACGCUAACGCCAAGUUUUACUGCCGGCUCUACUACGCGGGAGAGUUUCAUAAGAUGCGCGAGGCGAUUCUGGGCAGCAGCGAGGAGGAUUUUAUCCGCUCGCUCUCGCAUUCGUCACCCUGGCAGGCCCGCGGAGGCAAGUCGGGAGCCGCCUUCUACGCCACGGAAGAUGAUAGAUUCAUUUUGAAGCAGAUGCCUCGUCUGGAAGUCCAGUCUUUCCUUGACUUUGCACCACACUACUUCAGUUACAUUACAAACGCUGUUCAACAAAAGAGGCCCACUGCCUUGGCCAAAAUUCUUGGAGUUUACAGAAUUGGUUAUAAGAACUCGCAGAACAACACCGAGAAGAAAUUAGACCUCCUUGUCAUGGAAAAUCUCUUCUAUGGCAGAAAAAUGGCGCAGGUUUUUGAUUUGAAGGGCUCACUUAGGAAUCGAAAUGUGAAAACUGACACGGGGAAAGAGAGUUGUGAUGUAGUCCUGCUGGAUGAGAAUCUUCUAAAGAUGGUUCGAGACAAUCCCUUGUACAUUCGUUCGCAUUCCAAGGCUGUGUUGAGGACCGCCAUCCAUAGUGACUCUCAUUUCCUUUCUAGCCACCUCAUUAUCGAUUAUUCUUUGCUGGUUGGGCGAGAUGAUACUAGCAAUGAGCUAGUAGUUGGCAUUAUAGAUUAUAUUCGAACAUUUACGUGGGACAAAAAGCUUGAAAUGGUUGUGAAAUCAACAGGAAUUUUGGGAGGACAAGGUAAAAUGCCAACGGUGGUCUCUCCAGAGUUGUAUAGGACUAGAUUUUGUGAAGCAAUGGACAAAUAUUUCCUUAUGGUACCAGACCACUGGACAGGACUGGAUCUGAACUGCUGAGAUCGAGCAUAGAUUUUGAAAUGGACUGUGAAGGAAAGUGGGCACAAACAAGAGACCAAAAAUAAGAGAUGUGUUUUAUUUCUUCUUGACAUUCACCACUAUGUGGAAGAGACCUUUCAGUUCUGUGGUUCUUUAAAGACUGACUGUAACUGAAGCGUGAAAGCUUCCAUGGAUUUGCACUUCCGUUUUAGAUACCUGUGAGUUAGCUAUCUGUAGGUUGGAGAGUUGCAUGAACAGUUUUUCAAUUAGUCUAAAAGUAUCGAUCCACUUCAAAGGGUAAAGGUUAGAGUUGAAUAGACAUGUGAUAUCACAUGUGAUAUCAGUUUACGUGUUUGGUGAAGAAAACUAAACAUAUCUCAUAGAUCGUGACUAUGCUGGCUUCACGUUUGAGACAUUGUUUUUACUUAAAGCAUUUGGGAGCUGUUAAAUAUGUGGUUCAAAGUAUCUAAUAAUUUAAUGUUACCUGUUGUCAGGAUUUCUGAAACUUUUAGAAACAUUCUGAUUUAUUCCAUUAUUGGCUCAACAGGUUGGCAUUUACUGUUUUAUUGAAUUUUUUUUAACUUAAAUUGGGAAUCCUGCUAUGUUCUAUGUUUCCCUAGUUUACCAUGCUUUUUAGUAUAUUUGAUGUUUCAAAAUUCUGUCUUCUUUGUAGGGGUCAAGAAGCUGGAUCUAGGGCUGGGGAUUUAGCUCAGCGGCAUAAGUGCCUGCCUUGCAAGCAGGCAGUCGUGAGUUCGAUCCCCGGUACCGAUAAAAAGGAAAAAGACCAAAAAAAAAAAAAAAAAAAAAAAGAAGCUGGAUCUGUUAACUUUGAUUCCCUUCCCUUUUUGUAGUAUUUUAAAGCUUGUUUAAAGUGCUUACAUUUUUGCAUACACUUAUAUUCUAGAUUUCCCCCUCCUUUUCAGCAAAACAUAGUAAAUGGCUCAUUAGUAAUUAAUUCUACAAUCACUGAUACCCUAAAGGAAGAAUUAUUAAUAAAGAAUUGUUACAAAAAAUAAGACUGAACCCAAGGGAUUGUGUGAGAAGGAAGCACUUGAUUAGUUUUUAUAAGGGUAAAGUAUCUUUCAGUAGAACCAAUUGACGUGCAUUUAUUUCCAGUAUGGGAAGUCCUGUUUCCUGGUUUCUGCGCACAGACCCGUUCUGCUGCUGCGGCUGCUGAGAGAGACGCUCCUAGUAAGGAGCCUCUUGUUUAAUUGGCGGCAGUUGUGCUUGCUGCAGAAUGUGCUUGGGAAGAGGUGAUGAAUUUGAGGGAAUAUUACUGUGGUCUCACAAUAUUUCUCUUGGGUUCUCUCUGUAACAGGACUGACCUUGGGGAUUCACAGUUUUAAGGAUUUUACUCUUUUUCAGGCUUCCAAUAAUAGCAUGUUAAUUGUCACUUAAAAAUAAUUGAUGCUUUUAGUUAUACAGCAUAAUCAGUAUGUGACACAUUUUAGAAAGUUUACUUGAAAGAAUGAAGGCAGUGCUUUGGCGUUUGUUGCUUAUUAAAAACCUGGUUCAUUUGAACUAAUGCAAAAUUGACCAAGUUAAGAUAGAUGAGCAGAUAAAUCUGCUCAUCACCCUCACCCCUUAGGUGCCUUUUGAAGAUACACGGAAGGCUAACUUUAGUUUUGAUGUCCAGACUGGAGGUGAAAGAUGGGCAGAACAUGAUAAACUUUUUACAUGCCUGGGAACAAUGGCUUUCGUGUCUGUAGUGUAAUGCCAACACUGUUUUUUGUCUCUUAAUUAUUUUUUCUGACUGGCUGUUUAGGGUCACUGAACCUGUUCAUUUCCUGUGGAAGUAGAAAGUGUCCCCCUACCCACAGCUAUAAUCAGGUGGUUUCUUUUUAGUUUCAGUAUUGCAUGCAUAAUUGGAAAGCUUCAUGGGAAUAGUUCUGACAAUAAUAUGGUUUGUUGAUUUCUCUUUCCCCUGCCCAUGAAAAACAAUUUUUAGAGCCUGCAGCCUGUUUUAUAAUUUUGUUACUAAGCAUUCUGAAACAAGAGUUGCUGCUUUGCAGGGGGUGAUCUAUCCUUUUAAAAUUAAUGUCUGGGCUGAAUUAAUGAAGAAAAAAUGUAAGAUUUCACUGGUACUGUUGUUUAGGCCACUACUUAUGCAUAAGGUGUUUCAAAUACCAUGCCACACAAUUUAAGAAUUGAAUGACAAUUUUCUUCUCUUGAAUUCCCUUUCAAUACCUAGAGAAUAUUAAUGCCAAUAAGUUAGGAAUGAGGAUGAAAACUUAAUACUUCUUUCUGUAGAAUACAAUGUGAAUUCUGAAAAUAAUAGUAGCACGAGAAAACUGUCAAUGUGUUGCUUUGUAUAAAAAUCUUAUUUGUAAAUGUGAAACUUUUUGAUGCCAUCAAACCUUGUUUAAAAAAUAGAAUGUACUUUUUUCUUAUCUCAGCCUAAGAAAAAUAAGGAAAAUAAGCUGUUGUAAGCUCUUUUGUAGCCUUACUACUUUAAAUUUAUAGAUACUCAAAAUUUCCUACAGAAUGUCUUUAUAAUUUUUUUUUUUUUUGAUUCAGCAGUGAGUGGUUUUCUAGCCUUAGGCUUUUCCUGGAUAUUGUAAAUUGUAGGGUCAUAUUGGCAUCAGCUUUUGUGAUGGCUUUGUGGCCAUCAGUUUUUGCAUUUUACCCAUUAGCAGUGGGCUUUUGUAAAAUCGCCAAGGAAGGUCGUCUACGUGUGGAAAGUUGACUUCGCUUGAUGGGUGGAAACUAUUACGAAUGAGCCUGAUGGUGAGACAUUAGGCCAUUCAUUAUUCCUUAAGUGUUAACACUGACUUAUGCAGUAUUCAGAACAUGUCGUGCAAUGCCUUUGUUUUGUUUUUGUUUUUGUUUUUGUAACACGGGUGCAGUGUAUUAUAGAAAAUUAAAAACUACAAUCAGGAGCAGUUUUAGUAACACUGCUUGCAGUUUUGUAAAAUGAUGUACAUUAUGUCUUUUGGCAGGUUGAAUUUUAAACUAGAGAAAUAACAUUGUAAAUCAUAAUAGUCUUUUAAUUUAAUACGAAAAGUUCAAUUAACAGUAUUGAAAGUACUGUAUAAUAAUGUAUAUAUUUCUCUACUUUGGUUCCAGCUGUUUUAUAUACUUGACCUAUUAUUUAAAAAAUAACUACCUUGACCUUUUAGAGACUUGUACUAUAAAUAAAGAAGACUCACAAUAAACUAGAA